Caenorhabditis briggsae is the source of this 1035-nucleotide messenger RNA. NCBI's taxonomy places the organism in Eukaryota, Metazoa, Nematoda, Chromadorea, Rhabditida, Rhabditidae. Bases 1 to 1035 code for a protein of 344 amino acids. The transcript has 4 exons. The record is from RefSeq and is a predicted model, not a curated record.
AUGGCGUCUAACCUGCCAUCCCGGAUUCCAGUCCUUCAGAAUCGAGAUGUCCAAAUUGGUGCUGGAGUGGCUGCGGUUGGAGCUGACCUACCACCACGUGGAUUUGACACCAGCUCGUUCUCACGUAAACCAAUUCAUCGCUGUCAAUCGGCUCAAAUGAUGGCUCGUCUGGCUUUUUUCCAGGCCAAGUUGAAUUCUGAUCAGAAUGAUGAGUGGAUGGCGAUUUCUGAAUUGAAUCCAACUCCACCUCCAACUCCUCAACCUCCGAUUCUAACUUCAACCGAGCCUCCGGUUCCUUCUCUCAUUGCUCAAGCGUUGGUUUCACCUGAUGUCCCGAAUCCCGCGGAACGACCAGCUUCAGUUUUCAGUUUUUCUGAGGUUCCAUUGUCUUGCUGGGCAUCUGCUGAAAGUCUCGCAACAGUUUUGAAUCCACCAAUUAGUUCAGUUUCGGUUUCAACUCAAACUCCAACUGGCUUUCCACUACUUGCUGGGCUUCCACGAGCGGUUUCUUCUCCGACUAAAGCAACUCCCAUUUUGAUCCAAGCUCCAGCUUCACCACGUCGGACUACAACAUUUGCUGAGCCACUCGAGAGUUUGCCACGCACUCCAGUGGGAGCUAUUCCAUCCAAUGAGCUCACCAUCGUUCAAACUAUUACUUAUCCAACUGAAUCGCCUCCAGAGGUUAUGGUUAUCGACUCUGCGCCAGUUCUAAUUUCUUUUGGCCCAGCUACACCAAAAGCUAUGCCAACUAUCGUCAACAUCAAUGUCGCCAAAAGAGGACGUAUUUCUAUGUCCUUGGGAUCCGGAGGUUCCACAUUUUCAUUCUUGAAAAGACGCACCAAGAAGGGCCAGUACCUCGUCAGCAAGCGUAUUUCCAAGAAAUCCCGUUGUGAUUGCUGCUACGGUUGCAGAUACUGUGGCGAGAAUUCUCAUUGGAGAGUGGUCAAGCCAAAAUGGUAUUCGUGCUGGAAAUCCCCGAAUGAUGAGGAAUUCAACAGAAUUGAAUUGAUGCGAUUCGCCGAAACUCAAGUUUAA